UUCAUGUUCAUGUCCCCCUUCAUAUCCAUGUCCCCCUUCAUGUCCUACGAAACUCCCUUCAUGUUCAUGUCCUACGAAACCCACUUCAUGUUCAUGUCAUAUGAACCCUCCUUUACGCUUUACAACCCAACCUUCGAGACCUGCUGAAGAAUUCGACAUGGAUGCCCCCUGUUUAUCGUACGAAAGCUUCACAAAUGGAUCUGUAUCGGCCAAGCAGUUCUCGCUUAAUAUCCACAAGAUAAACAACAUAAACUUCAAUUACGGAGGUCGUUCCUCCGACGAUGUGCAACAUGAUGUUCCCGACGAUGUGCAAGAUGAUGCCCCUGACGAUGUGGAGCGAAAUGAUCCUACGCCAAGCAGGUAUACGUAUGAGUAUACCGAUCUCCCUUCACCUGAGUUAAAUAAGGAAUGGGUCAAAGUUCCUUUUAAGACUGGUGAUGAGUGGAUAAAACGUGGUUGGGAGGACCAUCCGAUUAGACUUAUUAGGAGGCCAGGGUACACGAAGCCGGGGCCGGCAGGACCAGCAGGGCCAUCGACACCCGCUGUUAAGGUUGAAGAUCCAUUGCCCACGCCUCCGAAAGAUGAGGAUGAGCUGUCAAUAUUCAACAUGGGUGGCGUGAUCGGGCCCAUAUAUCCUAAUAUGCAACCAGAGCCACCCGUUCGCCCAAAUCCCCCUCCGAGGACUAAUAGCAUUCCGACCUGGGCUGCGGGUACCCGCGACCCCAGAUUUCCAUGUCUAUGGCCCCUCCCUAAUCAGCCCCCACAGUUUGGAAACCCGUUCGAGCCUCCGAGUCCCUCAAAGUAAGUUGCAUUCUAGACGAUUGCUGGCCCGGUACGGGAUACC
Daldinia vernicosa is the source of this 844-nucleotide messenger RNA. RefSeq lists its product as uncharacterized. The coding region runs from base 101 to 805 and encodes 234 amino acids. The transcript is spliced from 2 exons. Lineage: Eukaryota; Fungi; Ascomycota; Sordariomycetes; Xylariales; Hypoxylaceae. The record is from RefSeq and is a predicted model, not a curated record.